GGCUUCUCUUCCCAAACUUUCGUAAAAGAACUAGAAUAACGAAUCAGGCCUAAUAUCUUCCGAAUGCCGUCCUGAUCCAUUCUUCGCGGAAGCCCUUACUGAUAUAAACCCGACCCGUAUCCUAAAACCUGACAAAAUCUGCUAAUACCUCACCUCAACUCUCACAAGUCACAGGACCCUGAAGAUGGGCUCCGCGAGUUUUGCUUCAAUCCUAGCCAAUGGCUGCCGGAGUUUCAGUUUGCCUAUGGCUCUUGUGCGCACGUUAGCAACAACCCACGCUGCUUUCGGUAAGCACUACGACAAGAAGCACGUGACGGCUUGGUCUUCGUCUUCUGGGUGUUCACAAAGCAACGGCAGGGUGUUUGCAUGUGCAUCCUCAAGUUCCGGCGUUACCACCGCAGCUGCUGCUAAAUGCUACCCUGAAUAUGAUCGGUUGCUUCCAUGUCCCUCACAAAAUGGCCCGCCAAGAGUUGAACAUUUGGUUGUUUCAGAAGGAGUUCCUGUUCUGGAAUAUAUCUGUAAAGCUCUGGAUCUUCCUCCUCUGUUUGUUGCAGAUCUCAUCCAUUUUGGAGCUGUAUAUUAUGCCCUUGUAUGUCCAAAGCCUCCUCCAAGUGCUACCCCUGAGCAAAUCAGAAUAUUUGAAGAAGUUACAGCGCCAUCAGUAUUGAGAAAGAGAGCUUCCAUCAAAGGGAAAACAAUACGAGAAGCACAAAAAACUUUCAGGAUAACUCAUAUACACCAGUUCGUUGAAGCUGGAACAUACUUGCGAGUGCAUGUGCAUCCAAAACGCUUCCCAAGGUGCUAUGAAAUUGACUGGAAAUCAAGGAUCAUAGCUGUGGCCGAGUCCUAUGUGGUUUUGGACAAACCUGCUGGAACAUCAGUGGGAGGAACAACAGACAAUAUUGAAGAAAGUUGUGCAACCUUUGCCACUCGUGCCUUGGGUUUAACAACGCCUUUGUUGACCACCCACCAGAUUGAUAAUUGCACGGAGGGCUGUGUUUUGUUAGCAAGGACUAAGGAUUAUUGCUCAGUUUUUCAUGGUAAAAUCAGAGAGAAAAAGGUGAAGAAGCUGUAUCUGGCUCUUGCUGCUGCAUCUGUACCAAUUGGAGUGAUUACCCACUACAUGCGUCCAAUAAACAUGGCUCCAAGACUCAUUUCAGAAGAUUUUAUCAAAGGAUGGAACUUUUGUCAACUUGAGGUCUUGGAAUGCAAAGAGGUUCCAUGGCCAAAUGCUGUCAUUGAAAACCAAUAUUGCAUUGAGGAUUGUGGCUGGCCCUCCAACGAUAUUGCAUAUGAAUGUAAAAUCAACCUUCUGACUGGUCGGACUCAUCAGAUUCGAGCACAACUGGCUGCCUGUGGUGCACCAUUAGUUGGUGACUCAAUGUACAUGCCAGCUGCAAUUGCGGAGAUGAAUAAUCCUGGGCUUAAUCCAUUUGGAAAAUACAAGAAACAUUAUACAAGUGAGACAGAUGAAGCAAUGGCUGUUAUGGAAUGGAUUUCACGGCAUGGAAAGGAACCAAAGGUCGCAAUUGGUCUUCAAGCAUGUCAGAUCUCGUGGGAUGAAGGUGAACUCAUGUAUAAGGCUGGGUCUCCUUGGUGGAGACAUGAAAUAGCUUAGAAUAGGUACUUCUAGAUAAGGUUCAACUGCAGGGCCCAGUAAUUUCCUUCAGAUAAUGGAGGUCCAUGUCAUGAAAGUAGUUCAUCUCAUGAAAGUAGUUCUGGUAGGAUUGUAAGGAGAAACGAGAACUUGGUUAGUGCUCCACUAAAAACAGUUAACAUCAUGCUUGGUUAGUUAUGGGUGCAAACAAUCCUCUGGGGCCACACUUCCCGGUGAAAAGCCAGCGAUUUAACCAGUUCUGUGUAGAGAAACUUUCAAAGGUGUGGUGCACGGGACCGGGGUUCACUCUGCAGGGUGGGUCCGAAUGGCCCUGCCUUGGAGAGGUUCCCCAACAUAAAAAAAAAAAAAAAAAUUGAUGAAAAUUCUGUGUUGGGUCAAGUGCCAUCGCCUAUGGAAUUAUAUUCUCUCUCUCUCUCUCUCUCUAUAUAUAUAUAUAUAUAUAUAUAUAUAUAUUUAUAUGUGUGAGUGUGUGACUUUGAGAUUAAUUUCUAUCCUUUCCUAAGCAGUGUCUGCAAUGGAGGUUGGGUAUAAUCUCCUUCUCCACUUGCCCUGUUUGUAGACUAUUAUUUAUUGACAAACUUUUCCCUUUUCUUCAAAGUUAAAUACGUCAAGAAUAAUGUCACCUUAUGCUUUGUUUAUUGUUCA
Juglans microcarpa x Juglans regia is the source of this 2263-nucleotide messenger RNA. Its product is annotated as RNA pseudouridine synthase 6, chloroplastic. NCBI's taxonomy places the organism in Eukaryota, Viridiplantae, Streptophyta, Magnoliopsida, Fagales, Juglandaceae. Gene Ontology annotation, biological process: pseudouridine synthesis. The coding region runs from base 185 to 1618 and encodes 477 amino acids. The transcript is spliced from 9 exons. Gene Ontology annotation, molecular function: RNA binding; pseudouridine synthase activity. The record is from RefSeq and is a predicted model, not a curated record.